Arabidopsis lyrata subsp. lyrata is the source of this 2024-nucleotide messenger RNA. RefSeq names its product coiled-coil domain-containing protein SCD2. Bases 203 to 1822 code for a protein of 539 amino acids. NCBI's taxonomy places the organism in Eukaryota, Viridiplantae, Streptophyta, Magnoliopsida, Brassicales, Brassicaceae. The transcript is spliced from 17 exons. The record is from RefSeq and is a predicted model, not a curated record. Gene Ontology annotation, biological process: cytokinesis by cell plate formation.
UGUAAAUUAAUAAAGUUGUUCUAUAGUACUAUUUAAUUUUUGGUCUUACUUACCCUCUUGGUAAAGUAACUAAAGUAGACCAACUCAACUCUCUUCUUGUUCAAACUUAAAAAAAAAAAAACCACACAAAGAUGUCUUUUGUCUGACUCCAUAAUCACCAAGAAGAAGAAGAUCUAGGUCUUGCAUCUCUCUCUUCAUUACAAUGGAGCGAGCACGAACCGAAAGCCCUAGCUACUUCCGUCAAUGGAGCGGCGAUUCAGGUUCCACCAAUGCCGCCGCCGUAGCUCCUUCUUCUCCGGCGCGUCAUCACCACGCUCGAUCUUCUUCCGUCACUAAUAUGUCUAACGUCAAACGAGCUCAAAACGUCGCCGCUAAAGCCGCUGCUCAGAGACUUGCUAAAGUCAUGGCUUCACAGACCAACAAUGAUGACGACGAUGACGAUGAUGAUGAUGAAAUCGGUGGUGAUGAUUUGGGUUUCCGAUAUGGUGCUCCUCCUCCUCUUUCCUUCACUAGAAAUCCUUCUUCCACAAUUGCUAAACCUAAACCUGUUGCUUCUGCUGUUGUUGUUCCUCCUCCCAAGAUCUCUAGAUCUUCCUCCCCUGCGAACUCUCCAGCCGUGUCUGUUAGGGCAUCGCAGCCGCCUGUUCCGCCGAGUAAACUGUCUCAAAGGCAUCAAACUACCAAUCCAUCACCGGUUGCAACUCCUAAGACUGAAAAGAGGGUUUUAGCUGAUAUUGGUCAUUUUAAUGGAAAAGAUUUGAAAGAUCAGCACGAAGCAUCCGCACUUCGUGAUGAACUUGAUAUGCUGCAAGAGGAGAAUGACAGUAUUCUUGAAAAGCUUAGGCUUGAGGAUGAGAGAUGCAAGGAAGCAGAAGCCAGGGUGAGAGAGCUUGAAAAACAGGUAACUUCUCUGGGAGAAGGUGUAUCCUUGGAAGCUAAACUUCUGAGCCGAAAAGAAGCUGCUUUGCGUCAAAGAGAGGCGGCCCUCAAAGAUGCAAGGCAGAAUAGAGAUGGGACUAAUAAAGAGACUACUGUUCUUCGGUCUCAAGUAGAGAAUGCAAAACUUGAGACCGCUGCUGUAGUAGCACAACUUCAAGGAGCAGAAUCUGAAGUCAACGCUCUACGGACAAUGACGCAUAGAAUGAUAUUGACCCAAAAAGAGAUGGAGGAAGUUGUUCUUAAACGGUGUUGGCUAGCUCGGUAUUGGGGUUUAGCUGCCAGAUAUGGCAUAUGUUCGGAUAUUGCUACAUCCAAGUACGAAUACUGGUCAUCUCUGGCACCUCUUCCUUUUGAAAUUGUGCUGUCAGCUGGGCAGAAGGCUAAAGAAGAAAGUUGGGAAAAAGAAUCUGAGGAGAACGAGAAGAGGAGCCAGCUCGCUCAAGAUAUUAAUGAUCUAACAGGAGAGGGAAACAUUGAAAGUAUGCUCUCUGUGGAAAUGGGUCUAAAGGAGCUAACUUCUUUAAAGGUUGAAGUUGCCAUUACUACUACAUUAGCCCAGCUAAGGUUGGCCAAUACUACUCGACUGUCUGAUAUCGAGUUAAAAUCACCAGGUGGUCCUAAGAUUACGGAGGCACUUGAAUUGAGUCAAGAAGAGUCUGAGGAUGUUCUCUUCAAGGAGGCUUGGCUCACGUACUUCUGGAGAAGAGCACAAUCCCUUGGCAUAGAAGUGGACAUUGCGAGAGAACGUCUUAGAUUCUGGAUCAGCAGGAGCGCACACUCUCCAUCUUCACAUGACGCCAUGGAAGUUGAGCAAGGACUAACAGAGCUAAGAAAGCUGCGGAUAGAACGUAGAUUGUGGGAAGCCUCCAGGUCCAGCCAGUAAGUAGUGACCUUGGGGACCUCGAGAUCCCAGAACAGUCAUGUUACCACAGCUUUAACAGUACUGUAUAUCGUACAUGCUUUCUUCCUGUGUGGUUCAUGUACGUUGCAGUCAGAAAAAUGUUAAAUCCAGUUUUGUGAACCGAAGAAUUGUAUUACGCGCACUACUUUUGACAUAUAAUAUAUCCACGUUUCCACGUUCUCAA